UUUCACCGCUUGGCCAAGAUAUUGUAGCAUGUCGAGAAGAGACCAUUUGAAAAUGAUUAUAAAGAGGCUAAAUGAGCGAGCCUGUACGACCGAUUGAGAAGAGAAGUAGAACAAACGGCAACAAUAUUUGCAAACUUGAUGGCUGCUCGAAGGCUAUCCUCUCUGCUCUCUCUUUCUUCUUCUGCUACUGCUGCAACUUCUUUAGGUUCUUUUGGGCGAUUUUCUAGAUGGGGAAGAGGAAUCAAUAGCUUCAGUACCUCUGCUGCAAUUGAUGAACCUAUCAGUCCAUCUAUUGUAAUAGAUCAUACUCAGCUCCUCAUCAAUGGACAAUUUGUUGAUGCUGCAUCAGGGAAAACCUUCCCUACCCUUGAUCCUAGGACAGGAGAUGUGAUUGCCCAUGUUGCAGAAGGUGAUGCUGAAGAUGUCAAUCGUGCAGUGGCUGCAGCUCGCAAAGCAUUUGACGAAGGGCCGUGGCCUAAACUAACUGCUUAUGAAAGAUCGCGUAUCAUGUUUCGUUUUGCGGAUUUGCUUGAGAAACACACUGAAGAGGUAGCCACACUUGAAACUUGGGAUAAUGGAAAACCUUAUGAGCAGGCUGCUAAAAUUGAGAUACCGAAGGUUGUACGUAUGUUCCGAUAUUAUGCUGGCUGGGCAGACAAGAUUCAUGGACUCACUGUUCCAGCUGAUGGACAGCAUCAUGUCCAAACACUGCAUGAACCAUAUGGUGUAACUGGUCUAAUUAUUCCAUGGAAUUUUCCUCUUCUGUUGUAUUCUUGGAAAGUUGCCCCUGCUUUAGCUUGUGGGAACACAGCUGUCCUGAAGACAGCAGCGCAGACACCACUGUCUGCUCUCUAUGUUUCCAAGCUUUUUCAUGAGGCUGGACUUCCUCCUGGUGUUCUAAAUGUGGUCUCUGGAUUUGGUCCUACAGCAGGUGCAGCACUUGCUAGUCAUAUGGAUGUCAACAAGCUGUCAUUCACAGGUUCCACUGCCACAGGUAAGAUUGUAAUUGGACUGGCUUCAAAGAGCAAUCUUAAACCGGUAACAUUGGAACUUGGAGGAAAAUCCCCUUUCAUUGUAUGCAAGGAUGCCGAUGUUGACAAGGCUGUUGAGCUUGCACACUCUGCCUUGUUCUUUAAUCAGGGUCAGUGUUGUUGUGCUGGUUCUCGCACUUUGGUGCAUGAAAGUGUAUAUGAUGAGUUCGUAGAGAAAGCAAAGGCUCGAGCACUGAAACGUGUUGUUGGGGACCCUUUCCAGAAGGGGAUUGAACAAGGUCCUCAGAUUGAUGAUGAGCAAUUCAAGAAGAUCCUCAAGUACAUAAGGUCUGGCAUUGAAAGUGGAGCUACACUUGAAUCUGGAGGUGAACAACUCGGCUCCAGAGGCUACUAUAUUCAACCCACUGUUUUCUCAAAUGUUCAGGAUGACAUGUUGAUCGCUAAGGAUGAGAUCUUUGGUCCAGUGCAGUCCAUCUCAAAGUUCAAGGAUCUUGAUGAGGUGAUUCAAAGGGCAAAUGCAACUUCUUAUGGACUGGCUGCUGGCGUUUUCACUCAGAACUUGGAAACUGCCAACACCUUGACCCGUGCAUUGCGAGCAGGGACGGUAUGGAUCAACUGCUAUGAUAUAUUUGAUGCUGCAAUUCCUUUUGGUGGGUUCAAGAUGAGUGGACAGGGAAGAGAAAAGGGAAUCUAUGGCCUUUCUAGUUACCUGCAAGUUAAGGCUGUUGUCACUCCUCUAAAGCAUCCAGCGUGGUUGUAAUUUAUUUUCUCAACUUGCCAUCAUCUAAAUCUACAUUUGAGCAGAGAAGGCGCUGACGAUUUUAAUUACAGCUUGUUAAUGCUAUGAAUAAUCUUUCUCUCCCAUUUGUUCUUCGAAUUUUGUAUGAUGUACUUAUCGUAUACUUUAUUAUUCUAAUGAAUAAUCAGCUCUACUAACUAAAA
Theobroma cacao (cacao) is the source of this 1934-nucleotide messenger RNA. RefSeq names its product benzaldehyde dehydrogenase, mitochondrial-like. NCBI's taxonomy places the organism in Eukaryota, Viridiplantae, Streptophyta, Magnoliopsida, Malvales, Malvaceae. Gene Ontology annotation, molecular function: oxidoreductase activity, acting on the aldehyde or oxo group of donors, NAD or NADP as acceptor. The record is from RefSeq and is a predicted model, not a curated record.